This is a messenger RNA of Aureobasidium namibiae CBS 147.97, 1611 nucleotides long. RefSeq lists its product as uncharacterized. Gene Ontology annotation, cellular component: nucleus. Bases 1 to 1611 code for a protein of 536 amino acids. The transcript has 2 exons. Gene Ontology annotation, biological process: regulation of transcription by RNA polymerase II. NCBI's taxonomy places the organism in Eukaryota, Fungi, Ascomycota, Dothideomycetes, Dothideales, Saccotheciaceae. The record is from RefSeq and is a predicted model, not a curated record.
AUGGCAGUACCACUGACCCCACUCAAAGCCCUCAAGUGCAGCUAUGAUGAUUGCUUUCACUCCUUUGACACGGAGCGCGAGAUGAAAGCUCAUCUCAAGGACAAGAAUCGCCACCCCUACUACUGUGGCAAGGAUCCUGGUUACGAGAGAAUUCAAAGAGGCUUUGUGAAGUGUGACUUCCAUGGCAAGACCUGGGAUGAACUUGUUGCACACAAAGUCGAGACUAUGCUUCCAUGGAUCGUCGGCGAGCGCAGAUUUGCGAAGCCGAAGAUGCUGAACCACAUCGUCUGUGAGUUCUGUGGUGUGGACUUUGAGAGCCUUGCUGGCAGAGAGAUGCAUCGCAAACAGAUGCACCAAGCUGAUCAACACGUCGUGUGCAAAGGCUAUCUCAUCGUCCGUGAUGAGGACGGAAACGACCAUCGUGAAGGAUGCGGCAAUAUCUUCGGCCGCGCCAGCCAGCUUAUCAGCCAUAUCGAGGGAGGUUUCUGUGCCUACAUCAAGCCUAUGGCACUCAAACAGGACCGUGAACACAAGCGCAUGGUCAAACUGAUCUUGGAUGACCCCGAAGGCUUCAAGAGAAACAUGAUGGGCCUGCCUGAUGAUACCAUCCAGCCAAUGCCAAGCGAGUCUGACAGCACGAGCGGUGGUGUCACUGUCGAUUUGCUCAGCGAGAGUGAUUACAGCCAGAUCAAUGGCCAACCGCCUCUCAGCCCGCAAUUGUCUUCGACUGCAAGCCAAUCUGAAGUCGAGUGGUCUGAGUUGCUGAGCUCUGGAGUCAGUCAACUAAGCCAAUCGGUAGCCAACCUCUCAAUCGACUCAGUCGACUCAGCACACAACUCAGCAAGCAACAGCGAGUUGUCUUCCGAUGACUCUACCGUGAGCGAAAGCGACGAUACUUUCAGUCUCUAUAGCAACGCCGCAACCACAUACAACGACAAUGGAGAAGACAGUGACGCCCCCGCUGCCGCUACCAGAGCAUGGUCUGCUCCAAACAUUCCUCAAAAACUCUUCGGACGUUCCAAGGUCAAGGCCAUCGCCAACUGGGAUGCUAUCAAUGCCGCUCAUCAGCGUAACAAGGAAGAAGAUGACAACAACAACAUCUUUGUCUCACACUUCUGGGACCCUUCCCAUACUGACUUCAAGCCUGACUUCUUCUACUGCCCAGACAGCACCAACGAUGCUGCUCCGCCCUACAGAUGUCCCUUCGAGAGCUGCAAGAAACGCUUCUACACACCUCAGAGGGUUGGCGACCACAUGCGCGAAUCACACGCUUCACAGCGCAAUCUGUGUCCAGUUUGUCUCAAAGACUUCCACAAGCUCAGUGCCCUUGUCGCUCACUUCGAGGCAAGUUCUUCCGGAGCAAAGUGUGAUAUUGCUCGUCGCGAGGGCUACGGCACAGUGCUCUUCGAGAUGACCGGAGGCCUGGUCAAGGCUCACAAGACGUUGGAGGAGCCCAUCUACGGCCACAAGCUAGAGCCUGGUGUUGGUCCUGCCCGACCUGCGCAGAAGACCAACACUGAGGAUGUUCAGUGGCGCUCUGGUAAAACAGGCGUCAAGGACUACGACUACAGAGCCAUAUCUCCUACUCGAGUUCCUAUUUGGAGAAACUGA